Podarcis lilfordi (Lilford's wall lizard) is the source of this 7327-nucleotide messenger RNA. The record is from the annotation of a GenBank genome assembly. Lineage: Eukaryota; Metazoa; Chordata; Lepidosauria; Squamata; Lacertidae.
AUGGCGGAGGCCGUCAAGCCCCGGAGCAGGCCGAGGAGCAGCCGGGGAAGGACCAAGGUAACCCGGGGAGCGAGGGAGGGAGGCAGGCGGGCGGGCGCCUUGCUGCCUCGCAGGUAGACUGCCUCUCGGCGGGGAGGCUCCACUAGGCUUCUCGCAGGUAGACUGCUGCUAUACAGGAGAGGCUGCAUUUAGGUAUUUCAGAGGUUGGCUGCCUUUCUGAUGUUUGGGGUGGGGUCCAUUAAGGCAUCUCACAGGUAGACUGCCCCCUAGCAGGGAGGCUCCACUGAGGCUUCUCGCAGGUAGACUGUUGCUUGGCAGAAGAGGCCAUUAGGCAUCUUAUGGACAGGUAGACUGCCCUCUAGCAGGAGGCUGCACUAGCCUUUUGGGGGGGGUGGGGGGUGGGAGGGAAGUCCAUUAAGGCAUCUCACAGGUAGACUGCCCCCUAGCAGGGAAGCCCCAUCAAGGCUUCUCACAGGUAGACUGUUUCUCAUUAGGGGAGGCGCCAUUAAGGCAUCUUAUAGGACAGGUAGACUGCCCUCUAGCAGGGAGGCUCCACUAGCCUUUUGGGGGGGGUGGGGGGUGGGAGGGAAGUCCAUUAAGGCAUCUCACAGGUAGACUGCCCCCUAGCAGGGAGGCUCCACUGAGGCUUCUCGCAGGUAGACUGCUGCUUGACAGAAGAGGCUGCAUCUAGGUAUUUCAGAGGCUGGCUGCCUUUUUGGGGGGUGGGAGGGAGGGAAAUCCAUUAAGGCUUCUCACAGGUAGACUGUUCUCUAGUAGGGAGGCUGCACCAACACUUCUCGCAGGUAGACUGCUGCUGUACAGGAGAGGCUCCAUUUAGGUAUUUCAGAGGCUGACUGCCUUUUUUGGGGGUGGGUGGGAGUGAAAUCCAUUAAGGCAUCUCAUAGGUAGACUUCCUCUUAUCAGGGAAGCCCCAUCAAGGCUUCUCACAGGUAGACUGUUUCUCAUUAGGGGAGGCGCCAUUAAGGCAUCUUAUAGGACAGGUAGACUGCCCUCUAGCAGGGAGGCUCCACUAGCCUUUUUGGGGGGUGGGGGGGUGGGAGGGAAGUCCAUCAAGGCUUUUCACAGGUAGACUGUUUCUCAUUAGGGGAGGUGCCAUUAAGGCAUCUUAUAGGACAGGUAGACUGCCCUCUAGCAGGGAGGCUCCACUAGCCUUUUUGGGGUGGGGGGUGGGAGGAAGUCCAUCAAGGCUUUUCACAGGUAGACUGUUUCUCAUUAGGGAGGCGCCAUUAAGGCAUCUUAUAGGUAGGCUGCCCCUAGCAGGAAAGCUCCACUGAGUCUUCUCGCAGGUAGACUGCUGCUUGACAGAAGAGACUGCAUUUAGGUAUGUCAGAGGCUGCCAUCCUUUCUGAUGUUUGGGGUGGCAUCUCACAGGCUGCUCCUGGAUAGAAGAGGCUCCAUUUAGGUGUUCUAGAGGCUGACUGCCUUUUUUUUGGGGGGGGGGUAGGCUCUAUUAAGGCAUCUUGCAGGUAGGCUGCCUCUUAGCAGGAAAGCUCCACUGAGGCAUUUUGGAGGUAGGCUGUUUCUCAUUAGGGGAUGCUCCAUUAAGACUUUUUACAGGUAGACGAUUUUUUGCCUCCAUCACGCAGGUAGACUGCCUCUCAGCGGGAAGGAUCCAUUUAGGUGGCUGGUAGCCUGUUUACCAAUAGGGGCCGCUCCAUUAGGGCCUCUUGCAGGUAGACUGCUUCUCAACAAAGAGGUUCCACUUAGGCAGCUGGCAGGUGGUCUGUUUCUCAAUAUUGGAGACUCCAUUUAGGUAUUCUGUAAGCUGCCUCUCAACUAUGCCUGUCAGCAAGCAAGUUCCAUUUAGGCGGCUCACAGGUAGACUGCUUCUCGGUAGGUAGGCUCUGUGUAGGUAUAACAGAGGUAGACUGCCUCUCAGCAAGUGGGGUGAGGGAGCUCUCAAUUCAGGUGGCCCACAGGUAGACUCAUUCUCUACACAGGAAGGCUUCAUUUAGUUAUUCUGCAGGUAGACUGUCUUUAGGCAAGGAGGCUCCAUUUAGGCUGUUGACAAGCAAAACUGCUGCUCUUCCAUAGGGAGGCUCCAUCUUGCCAUCCUUGCAAGGGCUUUGAAAAGUCUGGCUGGCCAGUGUUUGAAACAAAAGGCUAGCCUAUGGCCUUCUAGCCUGAUCUAGCAAAGCAGCUUAUACGUUCUGUCCACAUUUAUGGAAUUUUACUCUGGCAACCCUUGAUGGCCAUGGAGAUGCAAUCAGAUGUUGCUGCAACGCUGGAUUGUAAUACCAUUCUUUGUAUCCAGGAAGUGUUUGUUUAUUGAUGGAUUAAGUGGAAGUUCUAGCGCUGCUACGUUGCUGCUGCUCAUCAGCAUGCCUGGCAUUUCAUGGAGUUUCGUAAGCAGAGAAGUCGGUUUGAAGCUCUACAAGACGGCAACCAUUUAAGCGUUGGAGGUAUUGAGAAACCACGAAGCUGAGGGAAGGGUGGAGGAGGCAGUUCGAUGCAUGGACUUUCACUUUCACUUGGGGAAAGAGAUCGAAGGGGCAGGUGGGUUUUGAGGCAAAGCAGGUGAAUACACAAAAUGCAGACAAAAGUGCCAGAAAAGUACAAAGGCAUUUGGAGGAGUUUGGGGCAAGGAUGUGCAGAAUCCAGGUUAGGCUUUAGCAUUCUGCUGGUGGUCUUUGAAAUGGUUGAAAUAAGAAUAAAAGGCUUGUUCACAUGUUAUACCAAACCCAGCUGCAAGCUGUCUCUACAGUUAUACAAGGGUAUGUGUGAAGGAGUGCAUGCUUGUUGAUUUUAUGCAGUUCCGUGAACAUGUACACAGGUAAUAAUAAUAAUAAUAAUAAUAAUAAUUUAUUUAUACCCCGCCCAUCUGGCUGGGCUUCCCCAGCCACUCUGGGCAACUUCCAACAAAAUAUUAAAAUACCGUAAUACAUCAAACAUUAAAAGCUUCCCUAAACAGGGCUGCCUUCAGAUGUCUUCUAAAAGUCUGGUAGUUGUUGUUCUCUUUGACAUCUGGUGGGAGGGCGUUCCACAGGGCGGGUGCCACUACCAAGAAGGCCCUCUGCCUGGUUCCCUGUAACUUGGCUUCUUGCAGUGAGGGAACUGCCAGAAGGCCCUCAGCACUGGACCUCAGUGUCCUGGCAGAAUGAUGGUGGUGGAGAUGCUCCUUCAGAUAUACUGGACCGAGGCUGUUUAGGGCUUUAAAGGUCAGCAUCAACAGUGGUACAGAUUUUACAUGUGCUGAAUGUAACGGGCGAACACUCCUAGAGUCAGAAGUGAGGCUUAGAAGAAGCUCCUUGCUUCUAAUAUUUGCUUUCUCUUCUCUCUCUCUCUCCUCUUCUCCCUGCUGCCUCUGAUUCUCUCUGCGUCACUGUGGCCAGUGCAUAUUCUGCCUUGCUUGCUCCACUAUUCUAUAUACCCCAAGCCCUCAGUGAAAGCAGCUUCAGCAAAAGAGAGAGGAAAAGGGAUCGGUGGGAUUUGAUGGCCAAGUUCUGUUGUCAGAGAGGAUUAAAAGCCCCUUAGCUUUUCAUAAGCAUACGGCUGCAGUCAUGGGGGCUAGAAACUUACCGUAUUUUUCGCUCUAUAGGACGCACCGGACCAUAGGAGGGGGAGAACAGGGAAAAAAAAUUCUCCCCCUCUCUGCUCAGCACCCCUUCAGCGAAGCGGCAGGAGAAACGGAGCCCCUUCCAUUUCUCCUCCCGCUUCGCUGAAGGGGCGCUGCGCAGAGAGGGAAAACUGUGCAGCGCCUCUCCAGCGAAGCGAAGCCGGGAGAGCAAGAGGGAUCGGUGUGCACUGACCCCUCUCGCUCUCCAGGCUUCAGGCGGCUAUCCGCAAGCCUUUGGAGUGCAGCGGGAAAUCCUCCGGGGGCUUCAGGCGACUUCAGCGAAAGCAACGUGAAGCCUCCAGAGCGCAGGGGGAGCUCUCCCUCUGCGCUUCGGAGGCUUCGCGUUGCUAUCGCUGAAGCCAAGGAGCCUGCAUUUGCUCCAUAAGACGCACACACAUUUCCCCUUAAUUUUUGAAGGGGAAAAAGUGCAUCUUAUAGAGCGAAAAAUACGGUACUCGUUGCUCAAAAGGACAAGGGAGCUUGGAUCCUUUGGAAUCUGAUGGACACACCCAGGAUUUUGUGCUGAAAUGCUACGGCUGCUUUUUAAGGCUUCCCCUCCUGGCCUUUGUGGAUAAGCGUUAUUUUGCUGCUGGAAAAGGUCAGAUAAGGUCAUAUAUGACUGUGGGAGGCAGUGUGAUCUGUGGCGUCCUUUGCCAAGCUGGUAUCUUGCAGAUGUUUUGGGUUAUUCUCCCAUCAGCCCCAGCCAGUGUACCAGCAGGGUACCAGUUUGGCGAAAACUGAAUCUGUGGCAUUAGUUAACCUCGAGUCUUGGGAAUAGCGUGACUCUCACAUGGCAUUUCCUUCGGCUCUUGGCUGGCACUCAGCAUUUUCGGUUUCUCAUCUCCCACCCUCCCUUCCAGAAAGCGCUUUCAUUAGUUGGGGAAGUGUUCCAUGAUGUGGCAAGCCAAACACUUCUGCAAGAAACGGGUGAGAGGUUGUUUGUUGUGGGUAUUCUUACCUCGCCUGUCACAACAGCUUCAAGGUGGCUUGCAGUGAAAACAUUAAAAAUACAACAAGACUUGAACACACAAACACACACACACAGCCCAGCUCUAACAAGCAAUAAAAGAGCAGAUUGCAGCAGGGGAACGCACAAAGGCGAUAGACUCUAAAGGGGCGAAACACUCUAAAUAAAACAUCAAUUUAAAGGUGUACUUCAGUAAAAGGGGAGGGUUGGUAAUAGUUGUAGCAGUGAACCCAUAUACGUUUACAUUCACCGGCUUUUGAUAUAGGCUAAUUGUAUUGCUUUGAUGUUACCCUUAUCUUUGGGGCUUGAGGUGCUGAGCUCUGAGAUCCGAAGAGGGGCUCUAUCUGUAAGGGUUGGGUAUUUGGCACCAAUGCCCUCAUUUAGUCAGGUGAAAUGAUGUAUGCUUCUUUUCUGUAUAAAGAAUAUAUAAAUAUUUGCUUAGGUGCAGACAAGGCAGCUCCUGGUUGCAAAAGCUAGGAGAACUGGCAGGCUGUUUUGCUGUAAGUCUACACUUUCUUUAAUAGAGAAUAAUAAUAAUAAUAAUAAUAAUAAUAAUAAUAAUACUACUAAUAAUAAUUUGUUUAUUUAUUUAUUUAUUUAUACCUCACCCGUCUGGCUGGGUUUCCCCAGCCACUCUGGGCAGCUCCCAACAGAAUAUUAAAAACUUGAUAAAACAUCAGACAUUAAAAACUUACCUAAACAGGGCUGCCUUCAGAUGUCUUCUAAAAGUCAGACACAGUGGUACCUCGGGUUAAGUACUUAAUUCGUUUCGAGGUCCGUUCUUAACCUGAAACUGUUCUUAACCUGAAGCACCACUUUAGCUAAUGGGGCCUCCCGCUGCCGCCGCGCCGCCGGAGCACGAUUUCUGUUCUCAACCUGAAGCAAAGUUCUUAACCCGAGGUACUAUUUCUGGGUUAGCGGAGUCUGUAACCUGAAGCAUAUGUAACCUGAGGUACCACUGUAGUUGUUUAUUUCCUUGACAUCUGGUGGGAGGGCAUUCCACAGGGCGGGUGCCACUACCAAGAAGGCCCUCUGCCUGGUUCCCUGUAACUCCAUUUCUCACAGGGAGGGAACCACCAGAAGGCCCUCGGCGCUGGACCUCAGUGUCCGGGCUAAAUGAUGGGGGUGGAGACGCUCCUUCAGGUAUACCGAUCACUCUGGUGUUUUUGGCAUUCUUCUUUGGUAUCCCUGCACCCAGUCACUCUCACGAGCCAUCCUCUGGGCCUGUAGAUCAGGAUAUCUAUCAUCUAUCUAUCUAUCUAUCUAUCAUCUAUCUCUAUCUGUGUGUGUGAUUGAGCAGCUCCUUCAGUGGUAGAGUAUCUCCUUUGCAUACACAAGAUCCCAGGAUCAACCCCUCGCAUCUCUAGGUGAGACAGGUAAUGCCUUUUGUCUGAAAUCCCAGAUCGUUGCUACCAGUCAGUGUGGACAUUGCUGAGGUAGAUGGAUCAAUGGCCUUACUCCAUCGUUCUGCCCAGACACUGAGGUCCAGCGCCGAGGGCCUUCUGGUGGUUCCCUCGCUGUGAGAAGCCAAGUUACAGGGAACCAGGCAGAGGGCCUUCUCGGUAGUGGCACCUGCCCUGUGGAACGCCCUUCCACCAGAUGUCAAAGAGAAAAAUAACUACCAAACUUUUAGAAGACAUCUGAAGGCAGCCCUGUUUAGGGAAGCUUUUAAUGUUUAAUAGGUUAUUGUAUUUUAGUGUUUUGUUGGAAGCCACCCAGAGUGGCUGGGGAAACCCAGCCAGAUGGGUGGGGUAUAAAUAAUAAAUUAUUAUUAUUAUUAUUAUUAUUUAUUAUUACUCCCCAUAAGGGACCAUCUUACGUUCCUAUGGGUCUUUUGUUCCUCAAAUCUCAUUCUUCAGUGUUGCUGUCUCUCUCUCCCCAAUUCUUUCCACUAGGAAAAAAAGAAAAAAAGUGAAGAGGAGGAGAGCGUCGCCUCUCAGCUGUCUCUUCCAGAUUCAGUUAGAGAUGGAGAAGAACCAACUCGGUCCUGCGACACCCAGGGAGAACGCCUUCCAGAUCCCAGGCUCUGCAACAAAGCCAAAGAGAGAGAAAAUGUGAAGGAUGCCUGCGAUGUCCUACCGAGUGCAGUAACUGUAGAAAAUGAAGGAUCUCCAGCAACUGCCCCGUUGGAGCCCCCGAUCCAGGGGGAAGAAUUUGCAGGCAGAGCUUUGCAGGAGGAGAAAAGUAUCGGCGGAAACCCAGCCAGUCCUCAGAGCCUCGCCGAAGCAGUUGCUUCCUGCGACCUGUCGGAAAGCAAUGCUCCUUGCGCGCCUUCUUUGCUGGGGAGUGCGCAGGCCCCAGAGACUGAGACCGUACGCAGUGACAAGCAGUCUGUUUCCCAUCCUUCGGAAGAGGUUCUACCCGCCGUCUGUGCCCCCAGCAAAGAGGAGGUUCAGAAAUCCGCUCCCAAAAUGCUCUAUCCGGAUCUCCCGCUGGAGCUGUUCAGGGAGAGGCUGGCAGCGGUUGCGGUUGCUCCCGUCAAACCGAAGGAGAGGCUUUACCCUGAGAUCCCGGCAGAGCCACAGCUGUUGCCUUUCACCCGAGAGCAGCUGAAGGUCUUUGAGCCCUGCUCCUGGCUGGAGAACGUCGACGCCUACGUGGAAGAGUUUGGGACUGUGGCGCACCAGGACAGGCACGAGUUCUUUGAGCUGCUGCUGAACUACUGGCGCUGCCGCAAGCAGCUGCUCCUUGCCGAGCGGAGCUGCAAACCAUUGCCUUGGAUUGCCAGAGCGCCAGGAGCCGCCUGUGGACUUUCAAGGACGAACAGCAGCCCAUCCAGGUGA